Molecule: messenger RNA, 1780 nt
Organism: Lolium rigidum
Lineage: Eukaryota; Viridiplantae; Streptophyta; Magnoliopsida; Poales; Poaceae
Product: snurportin-1-like
Exons: 6
Coding region: 4-1038 (344 amino acids)
Biological process (GO): snRNA import into nucleus
Cellular component (GO): cytoplasm; nucleus
Source: RefSeq, a predicted model, not a curated record
GCCAUGGCGCCGCCGCAGCACGACCCCCGCCGGCCCUACAAGCGCGCCGCCAUCUCCGACCAGCAGCGCCGCCGCGACUCCGCGCUCCGGACUCAGUCCGCCCGGCGCGCCGACGCCCAGGCGCGGGCACGCAGCCUCGCCAACUCCCUCCUGUCCACCCCGUCGUCCUCCUCCGACGACCAACCGCCUACCUCCCCCGACGCCCGCGGAGACGAGCCCGCCGUCGCCGAAGUCGCCGCGGCCGCAGCCAAGCUCCGCGGCCCCGACCAGCGCCGCCGGUUCGCCCGCCAGAUCAUGCUCCCGGAGUGGAUGGUCGACGCCCCUCCCCACCUCGCCCGCGACUGGCAUGUCUGUGCCAGGCCUGCCGGCAAGCGAUGCCUGGUCAUGUCGUCCAACGGCAUCACCAUCAGCAGGCUCCGUAACGGGACCAUUCUCCACCGGUUUCCUUCUGCCCUGCCCAACGGAUCAAAGAGGGGAAUCUCUGGCCCAGCAAGCUCCUACUCUAUCCUUGACUGCAUAUUCCACGAGCCUGAUGAGACAUACUAUAUUGUCGAUAUGAUAUGUUGGCGAGGUUAUUCGUUGUAUGACUGCACUGCCGAGUUCAGGUUUUUCUGGGUGAACUCGAAGCUCACGGAGACCUCAGCUGGCGACCCUCCAUCGACCUACCAUCGGUAUAGAUUCAGCUCUGUCUCCAUGUAUGAGUCCACCCUUGAGGGUCUUCAAGCGGCAUAUUCGCUAAGCACACCUUAUGUCAAGGAUGGUUUGCUGUUUUACAACAAGCAUGCACAUUAUCAAUCUGGAAUCACACCCCUUACGCUGGUAUGGAAAGAUGAGACUUGCAGCCAAUAUGUUCUUGAUACGGAUAGUGAAGGACAAGUUCCAACCGAGCAGCAUGUUGUGUUGGAGCUGCAAGAGGAUGGGAAGCUAAUUACGUCUGAUGACCCUCCAAUUGUGUUUGGUAGCUUGAACAGCGAAUUUGUACAGAAGAGCAAUCUUUCCACCAAAAGGAGCCGACAGGAGCAGUGUUCUGUGGUGUGAGGUUAGGCUUGUAGUGAGCAUUCCAGAUUAAUUGAACCCAUGGAAUAUCCAUUCAAUUCAUAAAUUUAUAUAGAUUUUUCAUGAGUAAAGCAGAACUCUGAGUCAUCAAGUCCAAUAUUCCCUAGACCUCCGGCAGACUUGGGCUUGCAAACAUUCUCCCACUUAACCAAGCACUUGCCUCUUUUUUCAAUAUCUUUUCCAGCCCAUAGAAAUCCUCUAGCUGAUCCUUCAACAUGAUCAAUUAUAGAGAAAGGAACUUUCAAGGUGCACAUGGCAAAAUUUAACAUGAACAUGAAAAUUGACUUAACCACUACUAGUCUUCCAUCAUAUGACAAAAUAGAGGCAAUGCCAGAUAGCCUCCUGUCAAUUCUCUCAGUGAUAUUAAUGAAAUGUUCGAUCCUUGGCUUAGUGGUACCCAUGGGCAAGCCCUAGUAUGUAAAAGGAAGGCUUUCUGCUUUACAACAAUAGGCCUCUGCCAGGCUCACACAUCUUUUAGCUGAGAUAUUUAUAGGGAUCAUUGAUGUCUUGGUAUAAUUAACUUUCAUCCCAGUAGAUGUAGAGAAUUUGUGCAACAAUUCUUUUAAACUACAGAACUGAGUUUCAUCAGCUGGCAAUAUUAUCAAUGUGUCAUCCGCAUAUUGGAAAAUGGGAUAUUCCAGGCCAUACAAAUUAUUCAAUGCAGAUUUAAAAUACCUCUUUGCCAAGCAUCUUAAUGAUUCAUUAUGACCAUAAUAGAUAAUUC